Molecule: messenger RNA, 909 nt
Organism: Penicillium daleae
Lineage: Eukaryota; Fungi; Ascomycota; Eurotiomycetes; Eurotiales; Aspergillaceae
Exons: 4
Coding region: 1-909 (302 amino acids)
Source: RefSeq, a predicted model, not a curated record
AUGGGCCAAAGAUAUGUAUUGAAUGUGAUCGCUUUGGAAGAUGAUCCACCAAGCGCCGAGGACAGUUCGGAAUUCAAGGCACAUUCCGCUCCAAAAAUUGAGGACAAGGAUAUUCAGGGACCGAACUACACGGUUAUCAUUAAUCCGGAUGAUAAAGGUGCAGCCAGGGGGGUGUAUAUUGAUCUCCGCAAGGCGACCGUCACUCUCAAGGGGAAGGAUGAAGUAUCACAGACAACCGCGAAGAGACUGAACACAAUCAUCAAGAGUGCUAUCGAGGAUUACUUUGCCGAGGCUGCGGCCAUCGACUAUUACCUCGCAGGGGUGUCGAAUGAUUACAAGUCUCAGGCUGCCGAUCAUGUUCUCCGACCGGUGUCGUUUUGCUUUACGACGGUAAUGGGCAACAAUGAGAGUGAGGUCAAAUCCGCCCUGUGUAUGUGGAUUGCCGUCCAGGGCGGGAAAGAUGGCGGAAGAAAGCCCACUGGGACCACGCAGGUGACCUUUCACCCUGGCUCUAGCGAUCUCAUCUCUAUUCCCAAGGGCAGUACAGCUGGUCUGAUCCCCAACCUAAGUAAAGGCUUCGAUGAUAUAAAGGAGACUACCGUUGCAGGCGAAGGUGGACUCAAAUUUACCGGGAAGUUGAAGGCCGACACUGUUUCGGUUGAGAAGGUGGACGAUUCGGAAAGCGGCACUGGUUGGUGGUGGUACACCAAAAUGGACGCUAUUGAAUUCGAGCCUAGCGACCCUUUGACUAAUAUCACCAUCAGCGGUGGCAUCUCCAGCAACCAGAAAGUCGACGAUAACAGGAUCAAAUAUACGAGCAACGGUCAAUCCGCGAACUGGGAAUGGGGACAGACCGUAUCAGGCGUUGACAGCGGCGACAGUGGUACGGUGGAACUUGUGUUCACCUGA